Messenger RNA from Pterocles gutturalis (yellow-throated sandgrouse), 1386 nucleotides. It is a transcript of the gene GDF9, whose product is annotated as growth differentiation factor 9. Gene Ontology annotation, molecular function: cytokine activity; growth factor activity. The record is from RefSeq and is a predicted model, not a curated record. Lineage: Eukaryota; Metazoa; Chordata; Aves; Pterocliformes; Pteroclidae. Bases 1 to 1386 code for a protein of 461 amino acids. Gene Ontology annotation, biological process: BMP signaling pathway; SMAD protein signal transduction. Gene Ontology annotation, cellular component: extracellular region. The transcript has 2 exons.
AUGGAGAGUACUUGGAGAAUUUGUGUUUGUUUCUACUGCUGCCUUCACUGGCUUUCUUCUAGCAUCCAGUGUUCCCCCCGCUCCAGGGGUCGGGUCGUCUCUGACAAGACCUCUGGGUUAUUGGCAGCUCCUGAGGACACUGCCAGCGAGCUAAAUCCAUUGUUGCAGCUGCCAAAAGGUGUGAGACAACGUGGAUAUGCCCUCCUGCCUCCCCUGCUCAAGGUGCUGUCUGACCGGGGACACCAGAACUGGGAAAGCGAACCCCCCCGGCUACAGCCAGACUCCAGAGCCCUUCGGUACAUGAAGAGGCUCUAUAAGAUGUCUGCUACCAAGGAGGGAAUCCCAAAGGCUAACAAAGGCCACCUCUAUAACACUGUUCGACUUUUCACUCCGUGUUCUGAAUGCAAGCACAGUCACAGAGACCUCAUGAAAGGAGAUGUUCACUCGGUGGAUUUACUCUUCAACCUGGACCGUGUUACUGCUCUAGAGCACUUACUCAAGUCUGUCUUGCUCUAUUCCUUUGACACGUCAGUUCCCAUUUCUUCUUCCAUUACAUGCAUGUGCCAUUUAUCCAUUAAGGAGCGUGAUUUUUCUAGCCAAGUAUGCCCCAGUGUGUCACACACGAUAGCUUUUAGCCUGCACUUUCAAGUUAGAAAACGCAAGUGGGUCGAGAUUGAUGUGACUUCCUUUCUCCAGCCUCUAAUCGCUACUAACAGGAGGAAUAUUCAUAUGGCUGUGAACUUCACUUGUCUGAUGGGUGAUCCACAACAGAACACUAAACUGGAAAAUGCCAUUAAUACGGCACUGGUUCCCCCUUCUCUUCUUCUUUAUCUGAAUGAUACCAGCGAGCAAGCUUAUCACAGGUGGAACUCACUUAGACACAGAAGGAAAAACCCAGUGCGGCCCCGGCAAAGGAACAGUCUGCUUGUUGGUCCUACGGGUGACAAAGGACAAGAAAAUUCUCAGGGUAAAAGGGCCUCUCGGCGGCGAAGAGAUGGGAACCUGAAAGAAGCACCAGCAACGCCGCCUCAUAAUCUGAGCGAGUAUUUCAAACAAUUUCUGUUCCCUCAAAACGAGUGUGAGCUUCACAACUUCCGUCUAAGUUUUAGCCAGCUAAAAUGGGACAGAUGGAUAAUCGCACCGCACAGGUACAGCCCUCAGUACUGCAAAGGCGACUGCCCAAGGGUCGUCGGGCAUCGUUACGGCUCUCCCGUGCACACAAUGGUACAGAACAUCAUUUAUGAGAAACUGGACUCCUCUGUUCCAAAGCCCUCCUGCGUUCCUGCCGAGUACAGCCCACUGAGUGUCCUAACCAUAGAGCCCGACGGCUCCAUAGUCUACAAAGAGUAUGAAGACAUGAUAGCUACCAAGUGCACUUGUCGGUAG